Messenger RNA from Myripristis murdjan (pinecone soldierfish), 2550 nucleotides. RefSeq names its product syntaxin 1B (gene stx1b). The transcript has 10 exons. The coding region runs from base 52 to 918 and encodes 288 amino acids. The record is from RefSeq and is a predicted model, not a curated record. Gene Ontology annotation, molecular function: SNAP receptor activity; SNARE binding. Lineage: Eukaryota; Metazoa; Chordata; Actinopteri; Holocentriformes; Holocentridae. Gene Ontology annotation, biological process: intracellular protein transport; exocytic insertion of neurotransmitter receptor to postsynaptic membrane; synaptic vesicle fusion to presynaptic active zone membrane. Gene Ontology annotation, cellular component: endomembrane system; plasma membrane; synaptic vesicle.
CCGACCAGGGCCGAUUCUCCGUUUUAGCAGCCAGCUCGCCGCGGCGACACCAUGAAGGACCGCACGCAAGAACUACGAAGUGCUAAGGACAGCGACGACGAUGAGGAGGUGGUGCAGGUGGACAGGGACCACUUCAUGGACGAGUUCUUCGAACAGGUCGAGGAGAUCAGAGGCUGUAUAGAAAAGCUGUCGGAGGAUGUGGAGCAGGUCAAGAAGCAGCACAGCGCCAUCCUGGCCGCACCCAACCCUGACGAAAAGACCAAGCAGGAGUUGGAGGACCUUACAGCUGACAUCAAGAAGACAGCCAAUAAAGUUCGCUCAAAAUUAAAAGCAAUCGAGCAGAGCAUCGAGCAGGAGGAGGGUCUCAACAGAUCAUCAGCGGACCUCAGGAUCCGCAAGACACAGCACUCGACGCUGUCACGUAAGUUCGUGGAGGUGAUGACUGAGUACAACACCACGCAGUCCAAGUACCGCGACCGCUGCAAGGACCGCAUCCAGAGACAGCUGGAGAUCACUGGGAGAACCACCACCAACGAGGAACUAGAGGACAUGUUGGAGAGUGGCAAGCUGGCCAUCUUCACCGAUGAUAUCAAGAUGGACUCUCAGAUGACCAAACAGGCCCUGAACGAGAUCGAGACCCGGCACACCGAGAUCAUCAAGCUGGAAAACAGCAUCCGCGAGCUGCACGACAUGUUCGUCGACAUGGCCAUGCUGGUCGAGAGCCAGGGAGAGAUGAUUGACAGAAUUGAGUACAACGUGGAGCACUCUGUCGACUACGUGGAGCGAGCCGUAUCCGACACCAAGAAAGCCGUCAAAUACCAGAGCCAGGCCCGCAAGAAGAAGAUCAUGAUCAUCAUCUGCUGCGUCAUCCUCGGCGUCGUACUGGCGUCGAGCAUCGGCGGCACGCUGGGCUUCUAGAACCCCCCGCCGCCCGCCGCCGCCGUGAUGACUGCCGCCGAUCCCGACCGACCGUCCGACCGACAGCCAGCAGAGAGAGAAAAAAAAACCAACAAAAAAACAACCAACUACAACAACAACAACAACAACAACUACAACACAAAACCAUGAAACAAAAAUGCAAGAGAGAAAACCAAUCAGCUAGGAAGAGAUAACAAACCAAUCACAGCUAAGAGGAAAAACGACAUACCAAGGGGUUGGGUGGGGUUCAAAAAAACAAAGACAAAAAAAAAACACAACGAUAAAAAUGCCAUCACAUUAUAGCUGACUUAAAUACAUAACGUAUACGAAAAAGAGGGUACGAAUAAGCCUACUAUUUAUGACAGAUGUACAUGUAAAUGUAUUGAACAUAUGAAGCAACACAUGGGUUAGCUACCUGUAAAGAAAUUAUGACCUAUAAGAUUUAAACAUUUACUUGUUUGUUUGUUUGUUUGUUUGUUUGUUUCGCCUCUUAUCAGUUAUUUUUUAGCGGUUUCUUUCAUUUUUUUCGGGAGUCUCCGAGGACAGUGAUGGUGACCGCUGCUGGGUGUGAGUUCUCCAGGGCGAGCAUUCUACAGCCACUUCUCUUUCUCUUUCUUUCGUUUGUUUUUGGCUCUUUUCCCUUUUGGAACCGGGGCGCUCUGGAACCCAAACACCUUCUCUAGAACGUUUCCAAAGCGCCCUCGCAGAACGGCGAGGCGCUCGCGGCGAGAGCGUUCGCCAACCCAGAAAUUCGCCAACGUGGGCGCGUUCUAGAACGUUCCCUAAACGCGAGUCCCAGAACACGUCUUUCCCCUGCCGGGUGUUCCCAACAAGGGAAAGACCGGUGCCCUUUCUCCGGCUCGAGUUUCAAGAGUCUGCAGUUCUAGAAAAAAAAAAAGGUUCCAGAGCGCCGCGGGGUUCAGGGCUUGGGGGUUUCCGGAACGCCGCGGCGGGGCGUCCCGGGACCGCAGCGUUCCGGAGGCACUCCGACAGGACGAGCGAGCGGUCUCCGGCUCCGUGCACAACGCUGUACAGUUAGCUAAGUAGAACCAACUUUUUCCCCCCUCGCUGCAGGGAGGGAGGGACCGGCCUCACCGUUGGCUCAGCCACGCCCCCCUCAGGCCUCCUCUCAUUGGUCGAUCACUCCUGCCAUUCACCUUUAGUCAGCCUGUCAGAUUAGCUUCGUCCAGCCAGCCCAACCUGCCACAACCAGCCAGAUUACAGCUCACAUCUGGGGGGGCGUUAUCUUACAUCCCCCGAAACGCCUGACCAAUGAGGACAGAGCACACACACACACACACACACACACACACACAUACACGCACACACACACACACACGGAGCUGUUUCGAAGCCCCCGUGAUUGGCUGGGAAACCUCUGUGGGGGCGUGUCAUUACAGUGGCAGGUUUCCAUGACAACAGCCUCCCCUUCUUGUUACCGUCCGUCCAACCAAAGAGCAGGGGGAGGGAGGGGCUCUCUGGGUUGAAUCCGAUUGGCCGGCAGCAGACAGCCUGACGUUUGACUGACAGGUGGAAGGCGGGGAGAGACGGACGGUCAAACUAUGCAGCUCAGACGCCAGGGAGACGACUCGUCCCGCCCCUCCCGUCCAGCACAGCCAAUGAGGAGCGUGG